CUAUUCACAGUGUCGUCUGCUUGCGGGGAGGAAGAGAAGAGAAGGGAGAGAGAGGAGUGAGAAGUGAGAAGCGGAGUGGACUAGCGUGGUGCCUGGAACCGUGCGAAAGAACCUUUGAACUCGAGGUUUAACAGUUUUCACCAGCAGGAAGCACAAUCACCACAGAACAUGGCACAGACAUUUGUUCGAAUGAGCCAGUUGGGUCUGGGCUUGGCCACAGCUGGGGCAAUUGUCAAUUCAGCAUUGUUCAAUGUUGAUGGAGGUUUCCGAGCAGUUAUCUUUGAUAGGUUUAAGGGUGUCAAACAAGAAGUUGUUGGAGAGGGUACGCACUUCUUUGUUCCAUGGGUUCAGCGCCCCAUUUUAUUUGACAUCCGUAGUAGAGCUAGGAAUGUACCUGUUGUAACUGGCAGCAAAGAUUUACAGAAUGUCAACAUUACACUCCGAAUCCUGUUCCGACCCGUGCCGAAGGAGCUUCCACGUAUCUAUACCAUUCUGGGAGAAGAUUACACUGAGCGUGUUCUUCCAUCCAUCACCACUGAAGUUUUAAAGGCUGUUGUGGCUCAGUUUGAUGCUGGAGAACUUAUCACCCAGAGAGAAUUAGUCUCACAAAAGGUUACCGAUGAUCUCAUGGAGAGAGCCUCUCAGUUUGGAGUGAUCCUGGAUGACAUCUCAAUUACACAUCUUACCUUCGGCAAAGAGUUCACUCAGGCUGUUGAGUUGAAACAAGUUGCCCAGCAGGAGGCCGAGAGGGCACGAUUCCUUGUAGAAAAGGCUGAACAACAAAAGAGAGCAGCUGUUAUUACAGCUGAAGGUGAUGCCCAAGCUGCUGUGCUGCUGGCCAAGUCCUUUGGUGAUGCAGGUGAAGGUUUAGUUGAGCUUAGAAGAAUUGAAGCUGCAGAGGACAUUGCAUACCAACUAUCUAGGUCAAGACAAGUGUCUUACCUUCCUACAGGCCAGAGUGUCUUGCUCAACCUGCCUGCCCAGUAAACACGUUAGAAUAGUUUGAGAAAUUUCCACUUGGCAAGAAUUAGAUGGUGACACUAGACUUCUGUUUGAUUCACUGUUUGUUGUACACCAGGACCUAAUUACUGAGCCUUGAAAUAACAUUUGAUGUGGAAUUCACACGUGUGUGUGCUCUGUUAAUUCUGUCAGUUCUGACUUGUUACAAAAAAACAGCUGUUUUGAAAAUUGUUGUGCCUCUUGCAAACCCUGAUUAAUAUCCAACAUGAAUCAUUUAUUAUGGGUGGAAGAGUUAUUAAUGCUGUCAUUUACUUGUUCAAGAUAUGUAUAUUUGUCUGUUUAGUUGUGUU
This is a messenger RNA of Thrips palmi, 1310 nucleotides long. RefSeq names its product protein l(2)37Cc (gene Phb1). Bases 169 to 987 code for a protein of 272 amino acids. The record is from RefSeq and is a predicted model, not a curated record. Gene Ontology annotation, cellular component: membrane; mitochondrion. The transcript has 7 exons. Gene Ontology annotation, biological process: mitochondrion organization. NCBI's taxonomy places the organism in Eukaryota, Metazoa, Arthropoda, Insecta, Thysanoptera, Thripidae.